AUGCCCAUUGAAAUACGAUGUUAUCGAGAUAUCAUUUGGCAAUUUAUAAAUCGUCCUAACCCACAACCAAAAAAUUGUAUGCAUGAAUGGUUAAACGUUUCUUCUCAUGGAAGUAAAUUAGAGUCGUUUUAUACCGGUCUCAGUAAUCACAAAGUUAAAUUAGUAUCUUCUACUAAGUCUAUUAGUCAAACUCACUAUUCCACUCCACCAUCAAUUGCAUUCACGCCUACCGAAGGCUUUCUAUUUGAAAAUAGUCUGAAGAUUCAAAUCUCACCUACCAAACCAAUUGAUUUCGAAGAUGAAGUUCGUAUAUUGACUCCUCAGCUUGAUCAUCCAGAUUAUAAACAGUUACAGUUUACUAUAAACACUACACAGUUCGUUCAAAAUGACGUCAUUGCUCAACUAUGUAGUUAUUCAUCACGUUUGAAACCUUCACAGAUUGUAGAAUUCGGCUCGUUUCGUUCCGGUCAUCGCUUACAAUGGUGGAAUCUUUUAACAAUUCUUGAGAUGGACUCAUUAUCUUUCGCUGAAGAGAGUGUAGCAAUACUGAUUAUACAUUCGAUAUUACAAUAUGGUCCGUUAAUAUCAGAUUCAAAUAUAUUGUCUGAUUCGUGGUGUCCAGAAUCACAUCAACAAUUAUUGGAAGAUCAUUUUGUCGAUGAGUUAAUCUCAAGAUUGAAUCGUCAUUUAGAUGACUGUGCAUUAAAUUGGCAGAAUGAAUUAGUAUUAGUCGUCAUUACAAUGAUUACGAUGAGAGUGUUAAGCAUUUGUAAUACAACAAGGAAAAAUAAAGCUGCUAAUUUAGCAAUAAAAUGUCGUAAAAUUGCUGAAAAAUGGAUUAACUUCAUUACAAGAAGUAUUCAAACUAUAUCACCAUCAGCUUUGGACGAAGUGGAAAAUCUUCGUCUUAAAAUGGUAACUGUUGGCAUUUCUUGCAUUUUGACAUUUUCAACUAACCAACAAAGAAUCAAUUUUUUAUUGUCGUCGAAUGAAGAUAUUGUAUCCUUAUUAAAAGCAGCGACUACUGUUCAUGAUAAUAUAAUAUUAACCAAGAAUUGGGCCAAUAUGAGUAUUUUUAUAAGAAAUAUAAUGAGAUUUAGUGAACGGGUCUUAGUAAUGAUACAACCAACAGUUGCCAAAUUUCUACAGAAAACAUUCUAUCAAGGUUUGAAUGAAUUUACAGUGAUCUAUUGGGCAGUCACUAAAAGAAAAGGUAGCAUGAAUGGACAGUGGACAAAGCGAACAGAAAAUCCAUAUGAUGGUUGGUACGAUUGUCAAUAUGAUUCGAGAGUUAUAUCAAUUGAUUUUAUAAGAGGAACUUUUUUGAUCGAUAAUAUGACUAUAGGCUUUUUACCUGACAAAAUCAUCUUUCAUGAAUCAUUUGUUCGUGUAUUUGAUGCUCAUAUCUUUGAAGUUCAAGCGGCUGAUUCACCUAAUACUUACAUUACUAAACAUUCGUAUCAUGGUACUGGACUCGUUCAAUACGAUUUUCAUUUCAAUGAUCGAAAUAAUCACUUAAUUAUUAAAGAACGGUACAUGCAGACAAAUGAUAUCUUUCAAUUGAUUCCUCAUAGUUUUUUCGAGAAUGAACUACCAGAUAUGUUUGUCUCCAAUCACAGCCAUUGGUGGAAUACAAAAAAUCAAACAAUCGAGUUUCGUCCCGUUCAUUUUAAAGAUAUCAAUUUUUUAACUAAUAAAUCUUAUAUAUUGUCCAUGAGGACAGGAUAUGUUACUACAACUGAACGAGUUAAUACACAAAUUUUGAUUAAUCAAUCAUCAACAUUCUUUCAAAGCUUAUUUAAUCGAUACUUUAUUCGUCUAGAUGAUAAACCUUAUAUAUAUAUGAUGAGAGAUAAUAUUGAUCAGACAAAUUGUAUCAUUCAUAUUCAUUUAUCACGUUUAGGCAUUGCUUUUCAAUACGAUCCUAGAACAAAUAUAAUUAUGUCUCGUGAAUAUUCAGAUAUGUGUGUUGAUGAACAUCAAUUGUUCGGAACUUUAACAAGUUUGACAUCUGGUCUUCUCCUAUCACCAUUAGCUGUCAACAACAACCAUAAAAUGGAACGCUAUCCGUAUCGAAAAUUGAUCGUACCUUUUGGAGAAUUACGUAGUGAAAAGACAUCCGACAUCAAUCAGCAAGCUGUUAUUAUACAGCGAUCAUCGUCAGUAUCUUUUCUUCACCAAUAUUUUGUUUUUAUUCUAAAUGAUCGAUUAAAAAUUUUACAAUCGACUGAUAGUCCUACUGGUUGGCUUUAUUUAGCAUUGUUACAUGCAAUGACAUCCCAUCCUUUACCAGAUCAGUAUACUGGAAUGACUGGAAUGGAACGCGCUUUUCAAUUGUUAAAUUCAGCUGGUUGUUGGUCAGAUCAACCCUUUGAUUCUCUUUCUCUAAAUAUAUUGAGUCAAAUUGCUGCCAUAUCGCCAAAAGUAGAUUACUAUCCAGAACAUCUGACUAGUAUGGAAAAAAUAGAUUGGAAUAAUAAUGUAUCUAAUGAACAAUUAUUCGAAAUAGGUUUGAUCUCACGAAUCACUCCAACAAUCCUCAUCGCUUUCUUACAACAAAAUAUAGCAAAAUUUCCUUUGAAUAACGAUCAACUUACAUUACUAGGUGGUAUUCUUGUCUGUUGGACGUUAGAACAGCAGCUAGAAAGAGCGUUGCAUUAUGCCAUUCAUGACAAAUUGGAAGAUUUUACAAAAGAAAUAUCAAAUACACCACAUUCAAACUGGAAACCAUCUGAACAUGUCCCUUGGCUAAUCUUAGAACUGGAAAUGAACAUAACCAUUCGAGAAAUCCAAAUAAACGUAGCACGUCAUAUGAUGCAAACAGGUAUGGCAACAAAUAAGACUAAAGUAAAAAAUUUGGUACUGCAAAUGAAUAUGGGAGAAGGUAAAACGUCUGUUAUUUUACCAAUGUUAGCUGCUAGUUUAGCUUCAUCUGAUUCCAGUUUAGUUCGUAUAGUAGUUCUUAAAUCCUUAUUCCCAACAAAUUAUCAAUCAUUACGAUGUAAAUUAGGUGGUUUACUGAAUAGACGCAUAUUUUCCUUUUUAUGUCGUCGUGACAUGAAUUUUAAUGAGAAACAAAUUAAUCAUAUUUUUAAUCGUCUCAAGCAAGGUUUACAUAAUUGUGAUGUCAUAUUAACUUCACCAGAAGAUAUAUUAUCCUUCGAUUUGCUUACUAUAGACAAGUGCCGUCGAAAUGAAUUUGAUGUUGGUCGUUCUAUGUUGACAGUUCAACGAUGGUUAAAAUUAUUUGCUCGUGAUGUAUUAGAUGAAUCUGAUGAAAUUCUACAUGUUAAAUAUCAACUGGUUUAUACUGUAGGUAGUCAACAAAACGUUGAUGGAGGUGCAGAACGUUGGAAUAUCAUUCAGACAGUACUUUAUUUGGUCAAAAAACACGCUCUAUCUAUUUCAAAAUGUGUCAGUGAAGAAGUUUGCUAUAAAUCUCCUCCACGAAAAAGUGCUUUUCCAGAAUUUCGUUUGCAAUCACAUCAGCCAUUUUUACUGUUAUGUGAAAUUGUAGCUAAUGAUUGGCUUAAUCAAAAAUCUUAUCGACAUGAAGAUAAAAAAAUUAUCUUAUCAUUCAUUUUAGCAACAAAUUCAUCCAUUGAACAACUAGAUAAUAAAUUUUCACAGCAUGAUAUUCAACAAUUUCUUAUCAUUCGUGGUUUGCU
Rotaria sordida is the source of this 3668-nucleotide messenger RNA. NCBI's taxonomy places the organism in Eukaryota, Metazoa, Rotifera, Eurotatoria, Philodinida, Philodinidae. The record is from the annotation of a GenBank genome assembly.